Messenger RNA from Phytophthora nicotianae INRA-310, 1029 nucleotides. RefSeq lists its product as hypothetical. The coding region runs from base 1 to 1029 and encodes 342 amino acids. The record is from RefSeq and is a predicted model, not a curated record. The transcript has a single exon. Lineage: Eukaryota; Oomycota; Peronosporomycetes; Peronosporales; Peronosporaceae.
AUGAACCUCAUCGCCCUCGUGUGGGCCGGUCUUGUGGUUCUUGCUUCAGUGCAAGCCGAAGAUGGAUCUCAAAUGCAAAUGCAAACUGAACAGAUCGAAGUCGGCUCCCCCGAAUCACAAACUGCCUCGCAAGAGCAAGGUCCUAUUGAAACACCGGAGCCGACCAUCAAGUACAUUGACUUCAGCAAGUUGACUCAAGCCCCUUCAGCUACUGUCCCCCGAAACGUGACGAAAGGUACGCAGAGGCCGGACCCCCGCCAAGAACCACCGACACCAGAACCUACGCCCGCCCCAACGCCCGCCCCAACGCCCGCCCCAACGCCUGCCCCGACGCCUGCUCCGACGCCAGACCCCGGUCCGUGGGUGACGAAAACCAUCGGCCACGAUGAAGUGAAGCCGUUCCCUCAGCCCGAACCGGUCACGAUUUCUGAGAAGGCCGGUGUCAAGUUCAAACCUCAGAUUCAAAUCCGCACGGGAUGCGUGCCUUACCCUGCCGUGAACGAGCUUGGUGAGACCAGUGGCGGUCUUCAAACUUCUGGUAGUCCACGAGGCGGGUGCCGAGGCUCCGGCCACGGUUCCCAGGUGUACGGUCGUUCAACGUGGAUUGAGGGUGUGUGGGCCAUCAUGUACUCGUGGUAUUUCCCGAAGGAUUCGCCAUCAUCUCGCAUGGGUCACCGUCACGACUGGGAACACGCCAUUGUGUUCAUCGACAACCCUGAAGUCGCAGAACCUAAGAUCCUUGCCUGCUCGGUGUCGUCCCAUGAUGGCUACAAGAAGUACAGCCCGUGUCCGCCAUGGGUGAUUGACGGCACCAGCCUCAAGGUUCGAUACAAACACGCCUGGCCACUGAACCACGACCUUGAUACUACUGGCGACGCUGGUACAUUCCAAGACCUCAUCAUGUGGGACCAGAUGUCGAAUGACGCUCGUAGAGCUCUCAAUUCGGUCCACUUCGGCAAGGCUAACACGCCGUUUAAUGAUGGCAACUUCCGCCCGAAACUGGAAAAGGCCUGGCCUUUUAAAAAAUAA